This is a messenger RNA of Eufriesea mexicana, 1297 nucleotides long. RefSeq names its product hsp70-binding protein 1. NCBI's taxonomy places the organism in Eukaryota, Metazoa, Arthropoda, Insecta, Hymenoptera, Apidae. The record is from RefSeq and is a predicted model, not a curated record. Gene Ontology annotation, cellular component: endoplasmic reticulum. The coding region runs from base 164 to 1297 and encodes 377 amino acids. The transcript has 5 exons. Gene Ontology annotation, molecular function: adenyl-nucleotide exchange factor activity.
CCUUGUUUUCAAUGCGAAAGUGACGUCUCUUGAUGAAAAUUCUCCUCGUUUCUAGAAUUUACGAAAACAAUAACGGGAAUUAGCAGUGACAUUCAUUGAACAAUAUAAUGCUCUCUUAUCUUUAUUAUAUCAGAGAAACGUUUGCGAUAAAUUUAAUUGAUUAAUGGGUGCAGCGCAUACGACUAAACUUACAGAAAAAAUGGAGAAUUCUCAACGUUCAAAUGGACGAGAGAAAACGGAAGAACAACCGCGUGUAAACAGCAGCACAAGGCCAUUAUCAAUUGAAGGGCCAUCAAAUAUGAAUAAUACUGAGCCACAAAUAUAUGAACCAUUGCCAAACCAACCUAGGCAACCAACAAAUUUACAAGGAUUACUUAGGUAUGCUAUGGAAGCAACCCACUCUCAAAGUAAUUAUGAUACACAGUUUCAACCCAUUGAUAAAGAAAGACAAGAAUUUUUGAAAGAAACACUUUGCUCUCUAUCAUGCAAUGUGAUCGAGGAAUUACAAAAAGCUAUAAAACUAUUAUCAAAUAUAGUUAAUGUUCAUCCAGAUGAUGAUACAUCGCAAUAUGAAUCUGCAUUAGAAAGGAUUGUAGAUUUUGUAGAUAAUAUAGAUAUUGCUAAUGACUUUUAUAAAAUAGGUGGUUUUUCAAUAUUUCAUCCUUGCUUACACUCUCCUCAUAGCAGUAUUAGAUGGAGAGCAGCAGAUGUAAUUGCUGAAUUAACUCAAAAUAAUCCCUUCUGUCAAGAAAAAUUUCUAGAAACUGACUUGUUUCCCAUAUUAUUGAACAUGGUAGACACAGAUCCUGCAGAAACAGUCAGAAUCAAAGCUUUAUAUGCUGUUUCCUGCAUAGUUCGAGAACAUCCAAUGUCUUUGAUUGACAUGGAUUUACAUGAUGGAUAUUCUAUUCUCUUAAGAGCAAUGCAAAGUUCGGUAACAAAAUUACAAAUUAAGUCUGCAUUUCUUUUAUCCUCUCUUUGUAACAAGGAAAAUGUACAAAAUGUAAAAUUAAUACUGGUGAAUAUGGGCUUGAUUGAACAAGCUACAGGUUUGCUGGCCAUUAAUGAUAUACUUCCAGAAAUUAGAGACCAAUUGCUAAAUAUUCUUGACGGUUUGACCAACGAUGAUUUUCUCCCUGCUUUAAAAGAAUGCAGACGACCUGAACUUCGUUUACAGUCUACAUUAGAGCAUUACAUAAAGGAUUUAAAACACGAGGACAAUCCUGACCAGAUAGAUAUAUGUCAUCGAAUGAUACAGAAGGUUUUUUCCGAUCAAGAUACAAAUCAAGAAAGAUAA